Protobothrops mucrosquamatus (brown spotted pit viper) is the source of this 4127-nucleotide messenger RNA. RefSeq names its product tumor protein p53 binding protein 1 (gene TP53BP1). The record is from RefSeq and is a predicted model, not a curated record. The transcript has 18 exons. Gene Ontology annotation, biological process: positive regulation of transcription by RNA polymerase II; DNA damage checkpoint signaling. Gene Ontology annotation, cellular component: nucleus. NCBI's taxonomy places the organism in Eukaryota, Metazoa, Chordata, Lepidosauria, Squamata, Viperidae. Gene Ontology annotation, molecular function: histone binding.
AUGGACCCGCUGGGCUCGGCCUGCUCCGUGCCCGACUCGCCGCGCCUGCUGGUGGAGGACUCGCAGCCGGAGACGGAGACGGAGCGGGGCGGAAGGGCGCUGAGCCCGGUCCUGGAGCCGCCGCCGCCGCCGCCGCGCUUGCCGGCCUGCCCGGAGGCCGGGGAAGGAAAGCAGGAAAGUCCACCAUUGGAGACGGCAGGCACCCUUCAGGACUCUGUUCCAGCUCCUCAAGACGCCGUCCUGCUGCCCUCCAUCCCUCUGCCAUCCCAGCCCGAAUUCUCUCACGACACCUUUCUCCCAACUCCAAGCCUGGAGGGCGGCUGUAAGAGGGGAGCAGAGAAAGGAGGAUGUUCUGAUGACUCUGACGUGCCGGAGGCUGCAACAUCAGCCUCUUUUGCAGAACCCGAAGAGAACAGCUGUAUUUUGGCCCUCUCUGUCAGUCAGGAUAGCCAGGUGGCCACGAUGGAGAAGAAGGAGGCCACUGGCGCUGCUGCUGCUGCUGCUGGUGCUUUGGAGGAGAAGCUCUGCUCGCCUGAUGGCUGUAGUGAACAGGAGGCCGAUGAGAGUCGGCCCUUAUUCGUACUGUCGGCAGAAAGCCCUUCCCUUGACAAACCUGGUGAUGACCUCGGCCACCAAGGCAGUGUGCCAACCAAGGAAUCUUUGUUCCUGGAGUGUGACGCUGUCCCGGAGACGCCCUGUGAAAAGGCAGAAGAAGCCGCCUUGCUGGAUGAAGGACUUUCUCUCCGUUUGACAAUUUCUCAGGCAGUAGAACAAGCGGAAUGUUCUGCUGUUGGGGAAGCCGUUCCCCAAAACGAUCCACAUGUAACUGGCGAGCCGGCGCUCGUAGGGUCAGGAAAGCUAGAGCAAGGUCCUUGGGACAAUCCCAACGAGCCUGCGCUGGAAGUGCAGAGCAAGAGUCGAAGGAUUAAUCCUGGAAUGAUGCUGAAACAGUCCGAUUCUGAGCCCCCACCGGAGCAGGGGAGUAGCCAGCUCCAGAGAAGAACUGGUAGUUUUCCUGGGGAGAUUCUGCACGCCCGUGUCCCACCAGAGCCGCCCUUUCGUAUCUUGUUGGCAAAAGAGAGAGACGCCCUCACCCCGCCUCUGGUGGGCCAGCACAAGGAAGGCCCCAGGCACAGCACUCCCAUUGUGGCGGGAAGUGACCCCGAGCACCCUGCGGUUGGCACAGAGGGCAGAGAUGGCGUCUUGGCGGGGGCUGGGUCAGCUGGCUCUGCAGCCCUUGGGGAGAGCUCCGAAGGGAGUGCUGUGGUGGCCUGCGAAGAGGAAGAGGAAGGGGGGCUCUCCCUGCGUAGGAACCUGGUGACCCCCGUGAUGGAAGAGAGCGAGGAGCCUCUGCCUUUCAGCCUGGAGAAGCCUGAAGCGAGGGAAAGGACGAAUGGGCUGGCCACAGCGAGCGACCCCAGGGGUGACUUGUUCAAUUUCCCACGUUCCCAAGAAGAAGAAGAAGAAGAGCCGUCACAAGCCUGGCAGGAGCAGCAGAAACGUGUCUCCUUGGGUGGCAGACAAGUCCCGUCUUCUGAGCCGAUGGCCGAAGAGAAGGCGGUAGGCUGCGCCGAGGUGGGAGAGGCCAUGGAGGUUGACGUUGCCCCACUUCAGCCUGGGGAGAAUCAGAGAGCCACAAAGAAGUCGGGCCCAGUGGGGCCCCCAGGAGAAAAGACCGUUCCAGAGUCUGGAUCCAGCAACGUCAGAAGCACCCAGGCGCCAGACCCAGCGGGCCCCACGUCAGCAGCCACGCAGACGGCCUCUGCCGCUACAGUGGAAGUGGGCACCAGUAUCCGGACGGGUCGCGAGGUCGUCACGUCGCGGUCGCACAAGGAGGAAGAAUUCGAACUGCCGCACCCACCAGCAGGUAGAGUCCUACAGCGCCACGUGAGAACAAUUCGGGAAGUGCGCACCCUCAUAACACGCAUCAUCACGGAUGUUUACUACAAAGAUGGCACCGAAGUGGACCGACAGGUGACUGAGGAGCGAGAGGAGCCCCACGUGGAUUGCUACGAGUGUGAGGUGGACGUCUCUCCUUCCCGCACUGGGGCCUUUUCUCUAACCUCUGGAGACCUUGGGGACAUCAGCUCCUUUUCCUCCAAGGCGUCCGGACCUCAACACACUUCCAGUGGAGGAAGCAGUGCUCUGUCUGCCACUCACAGCCGCGCAAACUCUGCAGGCCGAAGAGGGGUCUCUCAAGACUUGGCCUUGCCCCACGCGGUCAGGAAGCCGAGCCCUAAGAAGGGGACCAGCUUCUGCCCAGCCCAUCGUGAGCAUGGCAAAGUUGCAGCGGAGGAUGAGGUGGAAGACCCAGGCCCCAGCAACCAGCAGUGUGGAGGUGCACCUCUCACUCCCCGUGGGCGAGGGCGAAGGGGCCGCCCCACUUCCCGAUCGACCGGAGCCAGGUAGAGUCAUCUUUCAACCUCCACCUCUUUGGACGGGCAGCCCAGCCUGAGUCCACUUCUGGAGGGACAGGAGCAAGCUGACCCCCCUCCGUGCCGCAGUGGCUCCCCCGAAAUCCCUUUGCAGGAGCAGCCAAGCGUCUCUGAUAAUCCCAGGCUCCCUUCCCCUGGGAGCUGCCUCGUGGGCCUCCGGGUGGUAGCCAAGUGGUCCUCCAAUGGCUACUUCUACUCAGGGACUAUCACGCAGGAUGUGGGCGGGGCCAAGUACAGGCUGCUCUUUGACGAUGGCUAUGAAUGUGACGUUCUGGCCCGAGAUGUCCUUCUGUGCGACCCCCUCCCUCUGGAAACGGAGGUGACCGCGCUCUCCGAGGAUGAAUACUUCAGUGCAGGUGUGGUCAAGGGCCACCGGAAGGAGGCGGGGGAGCUGUUCUAUUGCAUCGAGAAGGAUGGACAGCGGAAGUGGUACCGGCGGACGGCUGUUAUCCUGUCUUUGGAGCAAGGGAACAGACUCCGGGAGCAGUUUGGGCUCGGCCCCUGCCAGCCUGCCACUCCUCUGACCAGGGCGGCCGAUAUCAGCCUAGAUAACCUGGUGGAGGGAAAGCGGAAGAGACGCAGCAUCGGCUCACCCGGCCCCUCCAGUGGCAGCACAACUCCCGUCCGCAAGAGCCCAGAGUCACUUUCCAGUAAAAGGAAACUGGCUGCUGUCUCAGAGGAGGAGCAGUCCCCAGCCAAGCGAGGGCGGCGACUGGUACUGUCUAAAGCAGGAACUGCGAAUGCCAGGGAGGUGGCAAGCCCAUCAGGAAGUGGAAAGUCUUCAGGUGAACCCUUGGCACUUGAUCACCGAUGGGGUCCUUUGCCCCAGAACAAAACUCUGUUUUUGGGCUAUGCCUUUCUUCUCUCCAUGGCGAAUGCAACAGAUAAGCUUUCUAGCCGCCAGAAGACUACAGUGAGCAGUGAAGAAGAAGAAGAAUUUGUGGAGAGAGUACCUUACGACAAACCCUACACUGAGCUACAACUCCAAGCAGGAGGCGGUUUCAUCCUAGAGGACUUCAACGAAAGCCAGUGCAGCGCAGCCUAUGACUGCCUCCUCAUAGCAGACCAGCACUGCCGCACCCGGAAGUAUUUCCUGUGCCUUGCCCGGGGAAUACCGUGUGUGUCUCACAUGUGGGUCCAUGACAGUUGCCUCGCCAACCAGACUCAGAACUACAAGAACUACUUGUUGCCGGCUGGCUACAGCCUGGAGGAAGAGCGGUUGCUGGAGUGGCACCCGCGCAGAAAUCCCUUCCAGAGGCUGAAGGUGCUCCUGGUGUCCGACGAGUCCCAAAACUUCCUGGAGCUCUGGUCGGAGAUUCUGAUGAUGGGAGGAGCCGCUUCGGUUAAGCAGCAGGAAUCCUCAACCUGGAAGAACGAUUUGAGUUUGGGGGUGUUUGAUGUGGUGGUGACAGACGCUUCCUACCCAGCUGCCAUGGUGCCCUGUGCCAAAGCAUUACAGCUGCCAGUAGUAACCCAGGAGUGGGUGAUCCAGAGCCUCAUUGCUGGGGAGAGAGCUGGUUUUAAAUAUCCUCAAUAUCAACAUGAUUAUGUCCCCUGUUAAAGCUCCCUUUUUGUUUUGUGGUGGUGAUCAUUCUCUAGAUUUUAAAUUUUUUUGUGUUGUUGCAUGGCGUGCUUGUAUAUAGUUUUAAUGUGAACUUUUAUGAUGAAAUAAAUGUGAUUUCUUAUCUUGGC